Molecule: messenger RNA, 576 nt
Organism: Arachis ipaensis
Lineage: Eukaryota; Viridiplantae; Streptophyta; Magnoliopsida; Fabales; Fabaceae
Product: putative cyclic nucleotide-gated ion channel 19
Source: RefSeq, a predicted model, not a curated record
AUGGCCGCCAUGACUCAGGAGGUAAUCGACGUUAAUGAAGAACAACCUGAAACUGGAGGAGGAGAAGACGAAGCACCACUACCGCAUGAAGAUCAAUUUGGGAACAAGAAUCUGCUAGCAUCUGGCAUGGUAGGACUAUGUGAUGUACAAUUCUGCAUUACAUGCCCGAGCUAUUUGAAGGCUGCCUCAACUGAGAAUGCGAAUGGUUCUACAACAUUCUCCUUCUGGCCUCCACCUAUUCUGAAUCCUCACAGCAAAUGGGUAUCCUUGUGGAUCAAGCGCGCUUAUUUGGUUGGCUUAUCUAGAAUCGUUCUGGAUGCAUCAAUAUUUUUCUUCGCAUUAUAUUGGGAUAAGCACCAUAAAUGUCUUGGAGUCAAGUUGUUCUCCCUAAAUGAAACAUUUGUGUACCUGAAAUGCCUCGCUGAUCUUCUCUAUGUGGUGAACAUUGCUUUCCAGCUUAGGUUGGCUUAUAUUUCUUCUAAGCCAACAGCUGUUGGUGGUGGAUAUCUAGUUGACGAUCCAAAAAAGAUUGCUCUCCGUUACAUGCUAGCACCGAAUGGGAAUAUAAUCGGUUAA